CAGGACCGACAAUGUGAGUGACACCAAAAAGAAACGGAACGUGUCCCUAAGAGCCGACGAGCACAAAUGAUGAGUGCCGUGGAGAAAACAAUGGGGAACUGAAAGGAAUAACGCUGGAAAGCGCAGUUGCGGCGAGGGGCAGGAGGGGAGAUUUGCACUCGGAGAAGCAGUAUGUGACGUCAGCAGCUUGUUGGAUUGAGGUGCUUUGUCCUGCUGAUUUUAAUCCCGACUCAUUAAGGAACUCAGCGCGAGUGUCUGCACAAGUGCUCUGGCAGGAGAAAGUGACGGACGACGGAAGGAGUGCUCCGCAGUCCUUGCAGACCAUAUUCAUGACUUCAGAUCUUUUGUGAUUUUUCUCUUUAGUUACGUUUCUCGGUCCCGGUGAUUCGGUGGGUUAAAGAUGCCCACCAACGGAAUGAACAGAGCCCUGAAGCUUCAGUUCGGCUUGAUCAACUACGAAAACCGCUACCUGACGGCGGAGGCCUUCGGCUUCAAGGUGAACGCCUCGGGCACUAGCAUGAAGAAGAAACAGAUCUGGACCUUGGAGCAGGACGAGCACGACGGCCAGGUGGUCUUCCUCCGCAGCCACUUGGGACGUUACCUGGCAUCCGACAAAGACGGCAAGAUCACGUGCGGGGCGGAAAGCCCCGAGCCGGAGUGCCGUUUCCUAAUCGUGCCCCAGUCCGACGGUCGCUGGGCGCUGCAGUCGGAGCCUUACCUGCGUUACUUCGGCGGCUCGGCCGACUACCUGUCCUGCUUCGCCCAGGCCAUCGCCGAGCAAGAGCUGUGGGCCGUCCAUUUGGCUCUGCACCCGCAGGCCAGUCUGCUGAGCGUGGCGCGCAAACGCUACGCCCACCUGUCCGCUUCCGACGGAGAGAUCUCCGUGGACAGCAACAUCCCCUGGGGGGUGGACUCCUUGGUCACCCUGAUGUACCGGGACGGCAAGUACAGCCUGAAAACCUGCGACGGCCGUUUCCUCAGCAACGACGGCAAACUGGUCAAGGAGAACGCCGAUAGCGCCAGUUUUACGCUGGAGUUGAAAUCCGGAAAACUGGCUUUCAAGGACUGCGACGGCAAAUAUCUAACCCCGGUGGGUCCCACCGGAACACUGCGAUCCGGCCGCUGCUCCAAGCCGGGGAAAGAUGAGCUCUUUGACCUUGAGGAAAGUCACCCGCAAGUCAUUUUUCAAGCUGCCAAUAAAAGAUUUGUCUCGGUCAAGCAAGGUGUAAGCAUUUCAGCCAAUCAGGAUGUGGAGACUGAUAUGGAGACUUUUCAGAUGGAAAUUGAUAAGAAGAGCAAAAAGUCCAUGUUCAGGACUAACGGGGGGUCUUAUUGGACUCUAGUAACCCACGGAGAGAUCCAGUCCACUGCGUCGGAAGCAGAGAUAAAUACAAUGUUUGACAUCGAAUGGCGAGGGCAAAGAGUGGCGCUGAAGGCUAGCAACGGAAAGUACGUCUGCACAAAAAAGAACGGGCAGCUCUCAGCGGUGAGCGAUGCUGUAGGGGAAGAUGAGUUAUUUCUGAUGAAGCUCAUCAACCGACCCAUGCUCAUCCUCCGUGGAGAAAACGGCUUCGUGUGUCACCACAAGAACUCCAACACCCUCAACGCCAACCGAUCCGUCUACGACAUUUUCUCACUGAUAUUCAACGAUGGAGCCUACAAUAUUCAAAGUGUGAAUGGAAAGUUCUGGUACGUCUCCAGCAGCGGCCUGGUGUGCUCAGAUGGCGAAAAGGCGGAAGAUUUUUUCUUGGAGUUCCUGGAACACGGGCGAAUAGCAAUUAAAGGUUCCAAUGGCAAGUACCUUCGAGGGGACCAGGGAGGCACGCUAAUGGGCGAUUGCCAGGCUGUUGACGCGUCCUCUCUUUGGGAGUACUAAAACAUCAUCAAGUCAGUGUCCUAACACACUGCAUGAAGAAGGAGCUCACACGGAGUGGAUUGGCUGACUAACAUUUUCAUGCCAUGUUUUUAUACGGUCAGCCAGAUGCCCAAUCGCAUUUUUAAAUUGAGACAUUUAGUAUGCUUUCUCAUUUUCUUUUACUUUCAAAUGACAUUUUCAUUGCCAACAUAAAAAACAAACAAAAAAAAGAGUCUAAGCAUCCAAAUAUAAUGAUGUUUUGGAGUCAAACUCAUUCAUGGCCAUUGACAGUGAUAGACAAUAAAUUCAUUUUAACUGAGAUAGCUGGCAGCAUUCAUGUUUUAGUGCCAUUGACGGCAAUCCAAUCCAUUUUGACUCCCAGAUUGGACGUCUAUUCUGGUCAAUGGCAGGGAACAGGUUCGUUACUGUAUUUUUCAGACUAUAAGUCGCUCUGUAUUGUAACUUGCACCAGCCAAAAACUACGUAAUAACGAACAAAACCAUGUACGAGUCAUAUUUUUGUGGGGACAAUUGUUUGAUCAAAUCCAACCCCAAGUAGAUAUAUUUCAUUUUGAAUGCAAGUCAAAAUAAUGUGGUGAAUGAUGUGCGGCUAAAACUACGAAGACAUUAGCCUUUACUUUCAGUGGCUGCUGUUGAAUCUCGCUCACCACACGACUCCAAAAAAUGGCUCGCUACAUUGAACACAGCACACAUGCAGGUCAUUGUUAAGCAAAGACUCCUCUCAGUAACGGUGCCCUAACAAAUUACGCAUUAACCUUUGCGGGCGUAACAGACCAAUAAAAAAACAGUCUCAUGCCUCCCAGCAUGCCUUGCGGCGCUCGGCAGGGGCGGAUUGGGGGUAGCGGAAGUGGCCCGGGAGUCAUUAAAAGACCGGCCCACUUCAUGGACGGUGUUGGAAGUCAUCUAGCCGGCAACACAGAGAGGUCCACUACUAAUAUUCACUAACCUUGGCCAGAAUUGUGGAUUUACAGUACCACAAAAAUGAGUACUGCAACCUAAAUAAAGCAUACAUGUAUGACUUUUAAUAUAUUUUAUUUAAAAAAUAGUAAAAAUUCAUAGUUUGAAGCAUUGGAGUAGUCAGAAAGGUCCAUUACUAAUAUUCACUAACCUUGGCCAGAGCUUAUUCAGAACUGUGGAUUUACAGUUACAUAAAAAUAUGAAAUGUAACCUGAUCAAAGUAUGCAUGUAGUUCCUUUAAUUGAAAUUUUUCUAAAUAUUGGUACAGUAUAAAUGCAUCAUUUUGAGUAUGUGAGUAGUCAGAAAGAGCCACUACUAAUAUUCACCAACCUUGCCCAGAACUUACUCAAUUGUGGAUUUACAGUAUCACAAAAAUGAGAACUGUAACCUAAUAUUUCAAUACAUUUUUCCAAGUAUUGGUACAGUAAAAAUGCAUCAUUUUGAGUAUGUGAGUAGUCAAAAAUAGCCGCUACUAAUAUUCACCAACCUUGCCCAGAACUUCCUCAGUAUUGUGGAUUUACAGUUCCACAAAAAUGAGAACUAUGACCUAAUUUAAAUAAUACAUGUAGGACUUUUAACUCAUUUUCCCAAAUAUUGGUACAGUAAAAAUGCAUCGUUUUGAGUAUGUGAGUAGUCAGAGAGGUCUACUAGUAAUAUUCACCAACCUUGCCCAGAACUUAUUCAGAAUUGUGGAUUUACAGUGCCACAUAAAUGAGAAGUGUAACCUAGUUAAAGAAUACAUGUAGGACUUUUAACUGAUUUUUCCAAAUAUUGGUACAGUAAAAAUGCAUCGUUUCGAGUAUGUGAGUAGUCAGAGAAGUCUACUAGUAAUAUUCACCAACCUAGCCCAGAACUUCCUCAGUAUUGUGGAUUUACAGUUCCACAAAAAUGAGAACUGUAACCUAAUUAACGAAUACAUGUAGGACUUUUAAUUCAUUUUCCCAAAUAUACUGUAUGUACACUAAAAAUGGAUCGUUUUGAGUAUGCGAGUAGUCAGAGAGGUCCACUUUUAAUAUUCACCAACCGUGCCCGGAACUUCCUCAGAAUUGUAGAUUUACAGUUCCAUAAAACUGAGAUCUGUAACCUAAUUAAAUACAUGCAAGACUUAAUUCAUUUUGCCAAAUAUUGGUACACUAAAAAAUAGUAGUAGUAGUCAGAGAGGUCCACUAGUAAUUUUCACCAACCUUGCCCAGAACUUACUCAGAACUGUGGAUUUACAGUACCACAAAAAUGACAACUGUAACCUAAUUAAAGAAUACAUGUAGGACUUUUAAUUCAUUUUUCCAAAUAUUGGUACAGUAAAAAUAUAUAGUUUUGAGCUUGGGAGUAGUCAGACCGGUCCAUUACUAAUAUUUACCAACGUUAGCCAGUACUUACUCAGAUACUGUAUGUAGAUUUACAGUCCCACAAAAAUGACAACUGUAACCUACCACCUACCAAAACGACCCAUUCCUCAGGGGAAUCGCAUAAAAUUGUACUGACUUGACAGCGUAGGUAACGCACAUGUGGAUGGAGCAGUUUUAAGAUCAGGCAAUUUCAUUUUUAAAUGAUGACAAUGGCAGCGUUAUAUAUUUUAUGACGUUGGAAGUUCAUGUUCUGUGCUAAUUAUUUCUUCAGUUACUGUUCCAAUUGUUUCAUUACUUACAAGUUCAUUUCAGUUUUGUUUUGACACCUUGACUGUGCAAGACAUUUGAGUCAAUGACCAGCCAUUUUUUUGUCAUCGUUUGUGGAAGUGAAUGUAAGCCUCUUCUUCUGCUUACAAUAACAAACUGCAAAUUGUCCGCCUCUGUCCCGUAAGCGCCACAAUAUAGAACCCGCGUGUCAUUUUUAGUCGCCUCGUCCCUUUAAAAAUUUCUCGUAUAAGUCGUUCCGGAGUAUAAGUCACACCUCCGACCUACCAAUGGACAAUUAAAAAAAAAACGGAGACUUAUAGUCGGAAAAAUACAGUACUUUAGCUGACCCUGGCAUUAAAGCCCACCGCCCUUGUUUACAGCCCUUUAUUUUAUCCAACGCUUUGAAUUACGACGCUCUGUAGACAAAGCGUGGCCCCUAAACGUCACUCUGGGCAAUUGGUAAUGCCCCAUUGUUUUUAAAGAGAGCGGGGCCACUGCCAAUGGAGUUUUCAUUUAUUUUAAUGGAGCAUUUACAGUUUCCAUAAAACACAGUAUGACCCAAAUGGAUUGUAUAAUUCUAAUGCUAUGCAAUGUACAAUAACGCAAACUUUGCUGAAAUAAAUGUGGUGAAAACUAAACACGUGGUGGGUGAACAAAUCUUUUUGAGGAAACAGCAAACGCAAGGGACAAGCAUGUAUCACCUCUGUGAAGUUGGCACCCAUUACGCACAGAUUUAUAUAAAAAUUAUGUUAACCGUUUCUGCUGCUAAGCUUGAGAUAUUUACAAUUUUAGAGGUCAAUCUGAGGUCAACCAGCCCCCAUUUUGAUUAAAAACGGCUAAAAAUUGUGUCAAUCGUUUGUGCUAUCAUUUUUGAGAUAUCAAUUUCGAGUGGUGACGUCACGGAGCUCCCCCAUUUUUGGUGCCAUUUGUUUAUGCUGUAAAAAUUAGUUUGUGCUGCUAUCGUUUUAAAGAUAUUGAGGUAUAAAUUUCAAGGGAUGACGUCACUUGCAGCCCUUUUGUAUUUUAGGGGCCAUUUACAUGGUGACUCUCCGAGAAUACGAAAAAUUUCAAAUUUGCAUUUGUGUCUCCAUUCGAACUAUGUUGCAAUUCCGCAUGAAAACGAUGUAGUAUUCAUGCCAGGCCCUAGGGGGCAGUGCAGAUUUACAGGGCGACAGAGAACGAUGCACUUUGACCCCGCCAAGCUCUCUCAGCCCGGAAAAAAAUAUGCCCGCCCACUCAAAGCAAUGGCAUUUUUCUCUUGUUCAAAAAGGCACAAAAAUGCAAACAUUCAACAUAUUUUGUAGAAGCCAUAUUCCCUGUCACAAUUCAUUGCAUCAAUUUCUUUAUUUUGAAACUGUGUUAUUGUUUUUGCCACCAGGGGGCACCACCAAUGUCAUUAGGUAUUUUACUAUAAAGGUGCACCUAGAGAGCCACUGUUAAUUAGUGCACCUGGUGGACACACGGUUUUUCUACCAUAGCACGCCGUAGUAUUAGCUACAUGGAAAGUGGACUGUUUGCUGAAUAAAUCAAGUAGAGCUGUCCCGACUAGUCGACGUUGUUGACGUCAUCGAUGACGUAAAUGUGUCGACUGGCAAAACAUACCGUCAACGGGUAAUGCCAGGUUAAAAAUUUACAUGCAGAUUAAGUUUAGAAUGGCGGGCGCUUACGAUGCAAGCGGUUGUUACCAGCACCCCCAAGGAGGCCGCUGUUAUUAUCAAUGUGACUGGCAUUGUCAUAUUGAGCGGAGAGAAAGAAAGUGGGCGAGCGAGAGAGAGGGAGGGAGGGAGUGAGAUCGGUGAGAGUUGGAAAAGUGCGCGGGCAGCGCGGAGUGAAGUGGCUGCAUCCCCCACGUUUUUGUUUUGGUCAAUAAAAGUAUCCAUAAAAAGCCAUCUGACGCCUCUCUUGUGUUAUUAUGCAUGCCGCCACCUUCCUGAGGAGGAAAUCGGACGAACCGACGACAACGAGUCAAGUGAAACGCCGGUUCACUCGUCACUACGCCGAGCAGUUGAAAACAUUGCCAAUUACCAAGAAGGGCAGAAUUGGUAACACGGUGAAAGUGGCAUAAAGCCAAAAACGCUGACCAGACUAGCCAGAGCCUGAAAUUAUUUCAAGGAAAAUAUGGAUGGUGCCACUGUGUGUACUCUUUGCUAAGCUGAGCUCGCAUACCACGGUAGCACGUCGGCUAUGAACGAUCACCUGAAGCGCCGUCACCCAGGUGUGUUUCAGAAGACAACAGAAAACACCAAUCUAGCGUAUUGUAAGUCCAUACAACUUUCUAACGAUUUUUAAAAAAAAAUUGAAGUUGCCUUUAUGUUCGUCGUAUUUAAUUUAAAAAAAUAAUAUAUAUAUA
Molecule: messenger RNA, 6795 nt
Organism: Corythoichthys intestinalis (scribbled pipefish)
Lineage: Eukaryota; Metazoa; Chordata; Actinopteri; Syngnathiformes; Syngnathidae
Product: fascin-2-like
Exons: 5
Coding region: 401-1876 (491 amino acids)
Biological process (GO): establishment or maintenance of cell polarity; cell migration; actin filament bundle assembly
Cellular component (GO): actin cytoskeleton; cytoplasm
Molecular function (GO): actin filament binding; protein-macromolecule adaptor activity
Source: RefSeq, a predicted model, not a curated record